AAGUGAGUGACAAAAAGAGAACAAAUUGAUCGUAGAAAACUGAUAGAGGCAGUGAUGGAAGAAGGUUCAGAGACAGGAAAGUGGGGAUGGAUGAAAAGGAGGAGAGCAAUGAGGGAAGAGCUGAAGAAGGUGGGUACUAUAGCAGCUCCAAUGGUGGUUGCAAGUGUGUUGCAAUAUCUUUUGCAAGUGGUGUCAUUGGUAAUGGUUGGCCAUCUUAACCAGCUCUCUCUUUCAAGUGUUGCUAUUGCAAUCUCUCUCACCAAUGUUUCUGGGUUUAGUGUUUUGUCAGGGAUGGCUGGUGGAUUGGAAACUUUAUGUGGCCAAGCUUUCGGGGCAGGGCAAUAUGAAAAAUUUGGACAAUAUACUUACACUGCCGUAAUCUCCCUUUCUUUGAUUUGUUUCCCAAUCACAAUUCUAUGGACUUUCAUGGACAAAAUAUUAACACUCUUAGGCCAAGACCCAACAAUUUCCCUUGAAGCUCGUAAAUAUGCCAUUUGGCUAAUACCUGCUCUAUUUGGUUCCGCAAUUCUCAAACCUCUAACACGAUUUUUCCAGACCCAGAGUUUGAUUUCUCCCAUGAUUCUAACCUCUGCCAUAGCUUUGUGCUUCCACGGAGCAACAUGUUGGACCCUUGUAUUUAAAUUGGAGUUGGGACAUGUUGGUGCUGCAAUCUCCUUCAGCCUUUGUGUUUGGUUUAAUGUGAUGUUGCUUUUGUCCUUUGUGAGGUAUUCCUCUGCUUGUGAGAAAACACGCAUCCCUUUCUCCAAGAAUGCUUUGGUUGGUGUUGGAGACUUCUUUCGCUUUGCUGUGCCAGCAGCAGUCAUGGUUUGUCUUAAAUGGUGGGCCUGCGAGAUACUUGUUUUGCUAGCUGGACUUUUUCCAAACCCAAAGUUGGAGACAUCAGUCCUAUCUAUAUGCUUGACAAUCUCUACAUUACAUUUCACCAUACCUUAUGGGUUUGGGGCUGCUGCUAGCACUAGAGUUUCGAAUGAAUUAGGAGCUGGGAAUCCACAAGCAGUUCGUGUGGCUGUUUCAGCAACGAUGUUCCUUGCAGUCACAGAGGGUCUAAUUGUAAGUGCAACACUAUUCGGCUGCAGACAUCUCUUGGGUUAUGCCUAUAGCGAUGAUCGUAUGGUUGUUCAUUACGUGGCUGUUAUGACCCCUCUGCUUUGUCUCUCUAUUUUUACUGACAGCUUACAAGGAGUUCUUUCAGGGGUUGCUAGAGGAAGUGGGUGGCAACAUCUAGGAGCCUAUGUCAAUCUGGGAGCAUUUUAUCUGGUAGGAAUUCCUGUAGGUAUCGUACUUGGCUUUGUUGCACAUUUAAGAGCAAAGGGCCUCUGGAUUGGAAUAGUCACUGGCUCCAUUGUCCAAUCGAUUCUCCUUUCCCUUGUUACUGCUCUUACCAACUGGAAGAAACAGGCAAUGAUGGCAAGGGAGAGAAUAUUUGAUGCUAAACCACCAGACGAAAAUGAAUCAAAUCACAUGACGAGUGCUUAAAGCUAGUUGGUACAGAGAUAUACAAUCUGUCACGAAAGUAUGGUUUUCGCAAAGAAAUGUUAUGAGACACCUACAUCAACAUCGAGAGAGACAAAGAAAUAAAUGAAAGCAAAGACAUAAAUAUGUAAUAGAUAAUAUAAUGUUACAAGAAAAAUAGAGAAACACACCAGGAAUGUCAAACAAGUAGUGUUUGUAAUAAUGGAGUGUCUAUGCAUCACUGAUU
Molecule: messenger RNA, 1720 nt
Organism: Glycine soja
Lineage: Eukaryota; Viridiplantae; Streptophyta; Magnoliopsida; Fabales; Fabaceae
Product: protein DETOXIFICATION 14-like
Exons: 7
Coding region: 55-1497 (480 amino acids)
Biological process (GO): xenobiotic detoxification by transmembrane export across the plasma membrane
Cellular component (GO): membrane
Molecular function (GO): xenobiotic transmembrane transporter activity; antiporter activity
Source: RefSeq, a predicted model, not a curated record